AUGGCACAUCUACGAGGACUCGCUCUCGCCGAUCCCAAAUACUACCAGCCGAAAAGAAUUGACCUCAUUAUCGGCGCAGACAUGAUCGCCCAAAUAUUGGAGCCGGAAACCCGCAUUGGCCAUGUUAACCAACCUAUUGCCCAAAAAACUCAUUUGGGAUGGAUCCUGUCGGGACGAAUAAAUUCUGACACGCCUUCUAUUGUCACUAUUCGCUGCCACCACAGCAAUCUUGAGCUUGAAGGGCUUGUGCGAAAAUUCUUUGAGAACGAACAUGUGCCCACUUCUGUACCAAUGUCCGCUCAAGACCAGUGGUGCGAAGAUUUUUUCCGUAGCACUUACACUCGACAAGCAAAUGGUAAAUAUCUGGUUCGUUUGCCUCUGAAGUCAUUAUAUGAUCCUAACCAAACUAUAGGCAAGUCGAAACAAAUUGCACUGAACAGAUUUCAUCAGCUAGAGCGUCGACUCCAGCGUAAUGCCGAUCUCCGUGAGCAAUAUGAGGAUGGAAUUGAGGACUAUUUUCGCCUGAACCAAAUUCGCCCAGCUAUGACAACGGAGGAACAGCACUGCUCAACUACCAAAUGUAACCAGCUAACCGUAACAUCCUGUGUACUGCCGCAUCACGCGGUGGUGAAAGAAACGAGUGUCACUACCAAAUUACGCAUUGUCUACGAUGCGUCCUCGAAAACGUCAAAUGGACGUUCAUUGAAUGAUUUACUAUGCACUGGCCCACCAUUACAAAACGACCUUUCGGCUGUCAUCCUGAAGUGGCGACUGCAUAGAUACGUCUUCUUGGCCGAUAUACAAAAAAUGUAUCGAUGUAUCGACAUGAACCUAGAGGAUUCAAAUUAUCAACGCAUAUUGUGGCGCAACAAAGAUGGACAUGUUUGCGAAUACUGUCUCACGACGGUGACCUUUGGAACAGCGUCCGCGCCGUACACUGCAAUUAGAGUUCUUCAUCAGCUCGCGCACGAUGAAAAACACCGAUUCCCCCUCGCUGAGAAUAUUUUGCUUCACGAGAUGUACGUUGACGAUGUACUAAGCGGAAGUGAUUCAAUUGCUAAUGCAAGACUGUUGCGUGAUCAACUGAUAGCGGCGUUAAAGUCAGCUGGCAUGGAACUCAGAAAAUGGUCCAGUAACACUCCUGAACUUUUGCACUCUAUUCCAUACGAGCAUCAAUCGUAUGAUCCAGCACAACAACUCAACACUAACGAGACGAUCAAAACGCUUGGCCUGCAUUGGCAGCCGAAUCUCGACUCUUUCACUUUCUCAGUCAAAUUUGCUAUCAACUCCAGCGCAACAAAAAGAUCGGUUCUGUCAACCAUUGCCCGUUUGUUCGAUCCCCUUGGAUUUCUUACCCCGAUUACUGUAGCAGCGAAGGUAAUCCUAAAGGAGAUUUGGGCAACGAAAAUUAAACGUGAUGAUGAUCAUUAUGUAGCUUUAGGUUGGGAUGAAGAAUUGCCUCCGACUAUCAAUGCAAACUGGCAAAGGUUUGUUACUGAAUUGCCACAGGUAAAGGCGAUCUCUGUUCCACGCUGGUUACAUUACUCGCCGCAACAACAACUUCAGUCGGUAGAACUACAUGCAUUCUGUGAUGGCUCCUCCUCGGCAUAUGCUGCAGCGGUAUAUUUACGCUUGCACUACAGCAAGAAGGACAUUUACACACACCUAGUCGCCGCUAAAAGCAGGGUCACGCCUAUCGGCUCACUUACAAUCCCUCGAGUGGAGUUAUGCGGCGCUGUGCUGGCAUUGGAUCUCUCCAAUUGGGUUCAGAACACCCUCAAGCCAGUGUAUGGAAAACUGCCAGUCUACUUCUGGUCAGACGCAAUAAUUGUCCUUUAUUGGAUUCACGGUGAUCUCAACAGAUGGAAACUAUAUGUAGCAAAUCGUAUAAGCAAAAUAUUGUCGCACAGUACACCUAGUCAAUGGAGGCAUGUUGGCACUAAAGAAAACCCUGCAGAUUGCGCCACGCGCGGUUUGUCACCAACACAGUUGAAAGAUUUGGAACUCUGGUGGAAUGGACCACGGUGGCUAACGCAGCCCAAGUCAACUUGGCCAACUUGUUCCAUUAACGCGUUAGAUGUCGGUGAUACAACACUGGAAGAAAAACCGGCUAAAGUUCAUAUUCAUGCAGUUGUUGCAAUCUCAUCGUUUGUACAACGUUUUUCUUCACUUAAGAAACUUCAACGCAUCACCGCUUGGAUGUUACGAUUUUAUUAUAAUCUUCAGCGUAAAAUUAACCACGAGGGACCAAAAGGUGGCCCACUGACUCCAA
Rhagoletis pomonella (apple maggot) is the source of this 2272-nucleotide messenger RNA. RefSeq lists its product as uncharacterized. The annotation marks the transcript as partial. Lineage: Eukaryota; Metazoa; Arthropoda; Insecta; Diptera; Tephritidae. The record is from RefSeq and is a predicted model, not a curated record. The transcript has a single exon.